AUGUUACGACUUCUGAUUACAACUCUGGUGCUGGAGCACGAGCGCGGUCCAUGGAGUCUCCGGCUGAGCUCGGUGGAGGAAGUGGACGAGGUCAUCGCUCACAUCGGCUGCUGUCUGCACCGCAUCUGCCCGACAGGUUCACCUGUAAAGGUGAUGAGGAAGUUAAGUCUGAAGCCUCCAGAGCGGACGACCGCCCUCCAGACGAUGUGGGACGAUCAUGGCUCGACGGACGUGGGACCCUGCGGAGGCUUCUCUCAUCAGUACUGGUGUGUGUGUGAUCACCUGGGUCUGCCCUACAGAGAGGAAGUCCAGUGGGACGUGGACACCAUCUAUCUCACUCAGGACACCAGAGAGCUCAACCUGCAGGACUUCAUUCACCUGGAGAACAGGGAUUUAGUGGCCAUCAUCGCAGCCCUGGAGUUAAACCAGUGGUUCACCAAACUGUCCACCAAAGACUACAAACUGUCCACAGAUGUGUGUGAGCAGAUCCUCAGGGUUCUGGCUCGGUCUAGUCGACUGGAGGAGCUGGUUCUGGACAACACUGGACUCAAAAGUGACUUUGCUCAGAAAUUGGCCGUUGCUCUGUCACAAAACCCCGCCUCCACGCUGCACACACUCAAUCUGAGCAACAACUCACUGGAGGACAAAGGUGCAGCUGCUCUCAGCGCUCAACUUUCUAAACUGCCCAUGGGUCUGAAACACCUGAACCUGAGCAAGACGUCCAUGUCCCCUAAAGGCGUGAACCUCCUGUGUCAGUCUCUGUGUGCUAACCCGGCCGUCGCCUCCACCCUCACUCACCUGGACUUGUCGGGAAACUCGCUGCGAGGCGACGACCUGCAGAACCUGCACAACUUCCUGAGUGUCCCCAACAGUCUGGAGACACUGGACCUGUCCAACAGUGACUGUUCACUGGAGCCGGUGUGCGCGUCUCUGCUUCGAGGAUCUUUGAAGCGUCUGUCCGUCCUCAACAUGUCAAAGUGUGUCUUCUCUAACAGGAAGUGCAAAGAAAUCCCCGCCUCCUUUAAGCAGUUCUUCAGCUGCGCUCAGGCCCUGAGCUCCGUCAGUCUGUCGGGGACCAGACUUCCUCUGGAGGCGCUCAAGUCCUUGUUGUUGGGACUCGGCUGCAACCCCAACCUCAGUGAAGUGUCUCUGGAUCUCAGCUGCUGCGAGCUACGUUCGGCUGGAUCUCAGAUCCUGGAAGGCUGCAUCGCUGAGAUUCCCAACAUCUCCAGUUUGGACAUUUCUGACAACGGUCUGGACAUGGAUCUGACCACUCUGCUGGUCUGGCUGUCCAAGAACCGCUCCAUCAGACACCUGUCGCUGGGCAAGAACUUCAACAACAUCAAGUCCAAAAACGUGGCCUCAGUCCUGGACAACCUGGUUCACAUGAUUCAAGAGGAGGAAUCACCACUGACGUCGCUGUCUUUGGCUGACUCCAAGCUAAAGGCUGACCUCUCCAUCGUCCUCAACGCUGUGGGCAGCAACACGUCUCUGACCAGAGUGGACAUCAGUGGAAACGGCAUGGGAGACAUGGGCGCCAAGAUGCUCGCCAAAGCUCUACAGAUCAACACCAAACUCAGGACAAUAGUAUGGGACAGAAACAACAUCAGUCCUCAGGGUCUUCAGGAUGUCGCUGCUGCUCUGGAGAAGAACUACACCAUUCGCUUCAUGCCAGUUCCCAUCGUGGACGCCGCUCAGGCACUGAAGGCAAACCCGGAGAAGACAGAGGACGCUUUAUUAAAGAUGGAGCAGUAUCUGCUGAGGAACCAUGAGACUCGUAAGUACCUGCAGGAGCAGGCGUACAGGCUGCAGCAGGGAAUCGUCACCACCACCACACAGCAGAUGAUGGACAUGAUGUGCGUGAAGGUGCAGGAUCACCUGAACUCCCUGAGGUUCACUGAGACCAGCACAGUCCAGGAUGACAUGAAGGCGGCCGAGAACCUCAUGAAGGACGCCAGGAACUCCAAGACGCUCCUCCCUAACCUGUACCACCCAAGGAGUGGGGGGGGCAGGGGGACAUGUGUGGGAGCGAUCCAGGACAAACUGGAGUCCAUGGCGGGUGAAGUGGCGAGCGUGAUGGACGAACAGCUGCAGACAAUGUUGGUGUCCAUGGUGGACGCCGCCGAGGGUCUGUGUCCUCACGUGAUGACGAGGAGCGGCCUUCGUCAGGAGCUGAUGAAAGCCGGGGCGGGGAGGAUGACCAUUCCUCGCAGCUUCGUCACCACAACUCUGCUGGAGCAGUCCGGCGUUGACAUUAUCAACAAGAUCAGUGAAGUGAAGCUCAGCAUGGCGUCUUGUCUGUCGGAUCGCAUCGUAGACGAGAUCCUGGAGUCUCUGUCCAGGUCGCAGCACACUCUGGCUGACCACCUGAUCAGGAAGGAUCAGCCUCUGGUGCACCGUGAGCUUCCAAUGGAGACGGAGGUCCUGGAUGAGACGGUUCUACAGCGGGAGAACCAUGACCUGGAGCGGAAACCGGGCCACAACCAGGAGCAGAAACAUGACCUGGAGGACAUAGACACCUGUAUGAUGACUCCUAAAUCCAAGAGGAAGAGUAUUCUGGUGAGGAUGCUCCGCCCCGUCUCUGUGGCGUUUGAGAUGGAGUUCGACCUGGACAAAGCUCUGGAGGAAGUUCCAAUCCACUUCGAGGAUCCGCCUCCUCCUCCUCCCCCCCUCUCACCCAUGUCAGCCUACUACGGCGACCUCCCGCCUCCACCAACUCCUGCCUCACCGGACACUAAGUCGGUUCUUGUUGGCGAGCUGCCGUCCGUAGAGCACAAGACGCUGGAGCAUCGCACCAAACUGAGGCCAAAACCGAAGAAAAGAACAAAACCCAGCCGACCACCUCGGAACGCAUCCGUGGCUGUGUCACCACACGAGGCGGAGCAGCAGAACACCGCCAUAGGAAAGCUGGACGAGGGCCUGGAAGACUUUUUCACCAAGAAAGUCAUCAAACUCAGCUUCAGACUUCCCUCCAUCAAAGGUCCAUCCACAAACACCCAGGAACCAUCGGAUAAGAAACGUGAGUCCAGAAAGAGCGGCUUCUUCAACCUCAUCAAAUCCCGGACGUCUCGCUCUGAGAAGAGUCACGGCGCCGCCUCCAUCACUCCACCCACCGCGUCCCCGUCCAACACUGCGUCCGUUAGCCCUGUGACUGAGGAAGCGCCGCCCACACUGCCCGUGAAAACCACAACGACCAUGCCGGAGCCUUUUCAGGAGCUCCACAAGGCAGAGUCCUCCAACCACACUGACGCAGAGACGGAGGUGUGUCCAGCCGCCACCGCCACCGAGGAGAAGGAGGAGGACGUGGAAAAGGAAAACCCGGAGAAGGAGAAAGUGGAGAACAAGGAACAUCCUCACAUACCUCGGCAUAUUGGAAUCCCUGUGAUGGGAAUGGAUCUGCUGGCUGAGAUGAAGGCCAGACAAGAGAAGAUGGCCGUUAAGAAGUCUGAGACAUCGUCUUCACAGGACAAAGUGGACGAGGACAAAGACGAGGACGGGUCCAGACCGGAGCCGACACCUAGGUCCAAACCACCGGCUGUCGUCCCGAGACAGCCUCUGUGUCCGGCCACCAAAAUCCCUCUGACCUCUGACCCCACUAUUCCGAGACCAAGCUCCUCCUACAGUCUUGAAGAUGCUGAGGCUCCUGUCGUCAGCACUGCUGCAAAAGUUCCACUUCCCGCCCCUCGCCUGAAGAGGGCGCCAUCAGAGCAGGAGCAAGAGGACAACAGCAGCAACAGUGUCCCUGUGUCUCUGGUGGACGAGGAAUGUCCUGCCGAAGACGUCGGGGAUACGUUUCAAUUGCCCGCCACUGAGAAAGAGUAUGGUGGCGUCAGCAGACAGUGGUCGUCUCUGAGGAGUUCAGCCACUCCUCCUGCUGCCAGAGAGGGCGACAGAGAGCGAGCCAAGUCUCUUCCUGCUUACGCGACGCCGCCGUCGUUCACCGACUCUGACCUGAGUUCGGCCGAGGACGAGAUUCAAACUCCAGCCGCUGACAAAUCAGAGGACGAGUGUGGAGACGACGUCCCCUCAUGAGAUGUCCCCAGUCCUUACAUCGCAUCAGAGACACUGAGAGACAAAGCUGCGAUUUAGAGUGACCGUGACCACAGAUGGGCGUUACCGUGGUAACCAGCUGUUACUCGUCGUGUCCAAAGCGGCGACGUUUGGAGUUUUUUGUAUUUUUAUGUAAUUAAUUGGUGAAAAACAGCAGCAUGCGGUUCACUUCAUCACCACUAGUGGUCGCAGUUGAGCACACAUGGCGAGUGAUCACGUCCGUCGUAGCUGCUGAGAAAUGACGUGAAACCUGUUUUAAGUGACUUAAAGCUGCAGUACGUACCUGAAAACAAGACGUUUGUGUGUAUGCAGCAGCAGAGCAGGGGUGGGCGGAGCCAAACUUUUUCAGUCAAACUUCGUCUGUCGCAAACCUGAAAAAAACAAAACAAAAAAACAAACAAAUCACUUCCUGUGUGCAGUGUGGGGGAAUGUCACCAGGUGACAGGGCGCGUGAAAACACGAUUAAAUGUCGUUUAUGUAAAUGACGCCUUAUUAUAAAAAAUCAUGGAGAACAAAAGUGCAUCAACGUACUCAAGUGAGUGAACAUCGGCCGAUGAAUCCAAUAAUUAUAACGAUCGCGUUAGCAUCGGCUAAUGCUAUGUUCCCAGACAGAAUAUUCUUCGGCCAACAUGAGGUCAAUGUGGUGGGGAAAAAAUGAGUGGGAGGAGCCAAACUGCUGCACUUCCUGUGUGUGUGUGUGUGUGUAUACAGCACAAACAUUAGCUUUAAAUGGGUUAAAUCACAGUUAAAUUGGGUUUAUAUAUAUUUUAUUAUGUUUAUUGUUGGUGAUGGAUUUUUUUUUCAUUUUAUUGGGAAAAUACUUGUGAAAAUUCUUUUUAGAGAAAACAAAUGUUUGUUAUUGUUUAUAUGUGGGCGGAACUACACACCUGCAAAUAUCUGUGUGUUUAUGUAUAUAUCAAUAAAUACACUCUUAAGAACAGA
Solea senegalensis (Senegalese sole) is the source of this 4992-nucleotide messenger RNA. RefSeq names its product F-actin-uncapping protein LRRC16A-like. Bases 1 to 4032 code for a protein of 1343 amino acids. Lineage: Eukaryota; Metazoa; Chordata; Actinopteri; Pleuronectiformes; Soleidae. The transcript is spliced from 34 exons. Gene Ontology annotation, biological process: cell migration; regulation of Arp2/3 complex-mediated actin nucleation. Gene Ontology annotation, molecular function: protein binding. The record is from RefSeq and is a predicted model, not a curated record. Gene Ontology annotation, cellular component: plasma membrane; lamellipodium.